ACCACCGUAGAAUGCGUGCUACUUUUUUCAGUAACAGGAGUCCCUAGAAGCGUUCAUGCAAUUACGUAUAGAGAUAGCCACCGCUAUACCUGUAGCAUUAAUAGCAGGCCAGUAGUAAUAGCAGAAGUGGUAGGAGGCUAGUUUCAGAAUUUCAUUAACACUCGGCCUGCAGUAACCGAGGCAUGUGCUUCAACUCAGACCCUCAGUCGGCAGGUAACAGAAAGGGUCUGUUCCUUGGAGCUAAACCCACAGCCGUGCGAAUCUCUGGGGCUAAAUUGAGCCGCCGCGCCUCCCCAGCGCUAACCCUAACCCCCAUCAGCGCUGUCCUUCAGAUGCUAAUCUCGUUAGCCAGGAUUUAGCCCUGCCUAAUCCGCACAGAUAGCUGCUUUCCCCACAGCGGGAAUCGAGACCCUAUCUCUGGGAUGCGGGACUGCUGCUGAGUGUGCAGCCUCUAGGAUGUUUAGCUGGGUGGUGAAAGUGGUUCCCCAGCCCCCUGAACCCCCAGCAAAACUCGGAGAGGAGAAGCCCAACGCCCCGGCUCCUGCUCCAAAUACAACAGUGACAGUAAAACAGGAAGUAAAGAAAGAAGAACUUAAGGCCAAGACAGAGGAAAGAGCCACAGAAACAGGAAACCAGACUGGUGUGCUCACCUGGAUCUCCCAUGGAUUCAUCAAUGCCCUGCCCCAGCCUGUGGGCACCCCAAAACUCGACAGGGCCAACCCUGAACCGGAGAAAACCAAAAAGGAGGAGAAUGCCGUGGACACCAGGCAAGGCCCUGGCGUCGUUGGCUGGAUCGCGCAGGGAUUGGCCAAAGUAGUUCCUUUUCUAGAAUCGUCCAAGGAUCCUCCUGACGUCGAAGAAACAACAGAGAUUUCAGAGGUCCGCAAGGACACGGAGAGUAAGACAGAGGCCAGUGCACCUGUAUUUGAGGCAAAAGAAAUGCCAGACGCGGAGCCCCUCCCCCACAUCCCCGUGGUGGAGGUGGUAUCGGAGGUGGAGCCCCCUGAAGAGGACACCAGCUUUCCCCCCAGGGUGCUGGGUUGGCUGAAGCAGGGCUUUGAGAAAGUGGUGCCCCAGCCCCCAGAGGUCCCGUCCCAAUGCAGCACGGAGCCCCCGCCCAACAAGGCCGAGCCUCCAGCAGAGCAAGCUGAGUCUAACAUGGAUACUAACUUCACAGUCCCCUCACCUCCCCCUGAACCACCAAAACCGGCAGAGAUAGAUGCCAAGGCCGCAAUUGUGGUGGGCUGGAUAGUCCAGGGACUGGGCCGAAUGGUACCGCAGCCCGUCACAAAGACCAAAGAGGGCGGGGAGUGCGCUGUCACUGUGCAAAAUGUCUGUACUGUACAGGAGCCGGUGGCCAUGGUACUGGAGGAUGUGGACUCGGACUGGGAGAACGAGGAUCACCCGGAGCAGCCAGACCAGGUUGAGCAGCCAGAGCAACGGAUGCAGCCUGGACAGCCAGAGCAGCUAGAACAGCCUGAGAAGCUAGAACAAAUCAAGGAGGAAGAACAGCCAGAGCAGCUAGAGCAAAUCAAGGAGGAAGAACAGCUAGAAGAGCCUGAGAAGCUAGAGGAAAUCAAAGAGGAAGAACAGCCAGAGCAGCUAGAGCAAACUAAGGAGGAAGAACAGCCAGAGCAGCUAGAGCAAACUAAGGAGGAAGAACAGCUAGAACAGCCUGAGAAGCUAGAACAAAUCAAGGAGGAAGAACAGCUAGAAGAGCCUGAGAAGCUAGAGGAAAUCAAAGAGGAAGAACAGCCAGAGCAGCUAGAGCAAACUAAGGAGGAAGAACAGCUAGAACAGCCUGAGAAGCUAGAGGAAAUCAAAGAGGAAGAACAGCCAGAGCAGCUAGAGCAAAUCAUGGAGGAAGCACAGCCAGAGCAGCAAGAACAGCCAGAGCACCAGAAUCUACAAGAACAGCCAGAGCAAAUGGAGCAGUUAGAACAGCCUGAGCAGCUAGAGCAAAUCAAGGAAGAAGAACAGCCUGAGCAGCUAGAACAGCCAGAGCAAAUGGAACAGUUAGAACAGCCAGUGCAAACAGAGCAGCUAGAACAGUCAGAACAAGUGGAGCAGCUAGAGGAAAUCAAGGAAGAAGAGCUAGAGCAGCUAGAACAACUGAAAGAGCUGGAACAGCUAGAAGAGCCAGAAACACUGAGCGCGACACACCAGGACCUGGUGAUGGAGGACAGAGAGACGCAGACUGAAACCCCAAACGGGGCCCGCUCCCUGCCCCAGGUGCUGGAGGACGCAGAGACGCAGACCGAGAAAUGGACCCCAAUGGUGGACAGGACGAAGAGGGAGGCUGGGAUGGUCACCAUAGAAAAGCUGGAGGAGAUACUCCGGCUGGAGCGGGAGGAGUCAGCGAGGCUGGCGGAGGGGGUGGCGCGACAGGCCGCGGAGAUGGCGAUUCGGCAGCUGGGGCAGGAGCAGGCGGGCCGAGGGGAGCGGGAAGGAGACGCCGGAGAGCAGUGCCUGGUGGAUGUGGGCCCCACUGAAGCUUCGACCAAACCGGAAGAAGCGCCGAAACCCGAACUGCAGGUGGACGAGAACGUGGUGACCAAACAGCCAACGACCGCAGAGACAGGCGCUCCUUCCCCGGCGGCGGCCCAGGAAGAAGAGGUCGCUGAGCAGGGGUGUGGAGUCCCCGCCAGCUGCAGCGCGGUACACAGCUGUUUUAGGCGUGUCCCCUUCCUGUCUCCGUGCCUGGACCGCUUCGCCCUCCUGCUGCACGAGAACAACAUCUCUCCGCCCAAGCUCCGCCUCCCCGGGGGCGUGGCCGAGCUCAGGCAGCAUUUACCCCAGCUCCCAAAACUGCCCAAGCUGGACCAGCUCACCCAAAACCUGCCCACGCCAAAGCUGCCCAAACUGCCCCAGCAAUUGCCCAAGCUGCCGCUUCAGCUGCCCAAGCUGCCAGAGAAACUGCCCCAGUUGCCCCAGCGGCUGACCAAGCUGCCCCAGCUCACCAGGCAGUGCUACCUGAACGUCCGCAACCGCCUCAGCGGCCCCACGCCUCAGCCGGAGCACCCGGAGCAGCAGGAUGCCUACAGCGUGCUGGAGCUCCCCAACGUGCCCAGCUACCCCCGCCUGCCCCCCAUCAGCCUUAGCAGGCCGGCGUCCGGGCUCUCCAACCCCGGCUUCCACCCGGACGACGGCCCCUCCUCCGCCCGGCCCUCAGAGAGCUCCAGGCUCAGCGUGCACCCGGCCGUGAACGUGGAGGAUGUGGACUCAGACGGAGAGGCAGGAGGGGGUCCCCGAAAUGUGCCCCGCAUCCUCACCCCGCAGGACCAGAACCCCAAGACCCUGACCGUGCCCGGCGUUUCCAUGGCAGCCCGGAGAACACGCAAACUGGAGAAGUUCUGGACUACGAUAAAGAAGCUGUACUCCCAGGAGGAUGAAGAUGAGGAGGAGGACCCGGACCAGGAGACCACCAUCAAGGCCUGGCCCAGUCAGGCCAGCCUCCUCAGCGUGGACGAUGGGCUGAAGGAGCGGCCUGCGUCAGCCGCCAGUCAGACCAGCACGGUGGUGCAGGAGCGUCUGCAGGAGCUGGUCAAGCUCUUCAAGGAGCGCACGGAGCGCGCCAAGGAGAAGCUCAUCGACCCCGACGACUCGGACGAGGAGAGCCCCACGGCCUCCCCUGCUAAGAAGGCCAGUGAAGCUCCUCCCCCUCCGCCCCCUCCCGCCGAGGAGCAGAAGGAGGCGACGGCUCCGGCCGAAAAGGAGGAAGAGGAGGCGGGGGAGUGGUACCAGCAGCUGUGGCGCAGGGUGAAGCUUCCGGGCUGGAUGAGCACACUCAUAAACUACCGCUUCCCCGCCAGCAUCGACCCCUACACCAACCUGAUGUACGUGCUGUGGCUGUUCUUCGUCACCAUGGCGUGGAACUGGAACGUGUGGCUGAUCCCCGUGCGCUGGGCCUUCCCCUACCAGACGCCCGGCAACAUCUACCUGUGGCUACUGGCCGACUACCUGUGCGACGCCAUCUACAUCCUGGACAUCCUGGUCUUCCAGCCCCGCCUCCAGUUCGUCAGGGGCGGAGACAUCGUGUGUGACAAAAAGGACAUGAGGGAGAACUACAUGAAAACUCUGCGCUUUAAGAUGGACGUGGCCAGCCUCAUUCCCCUGGAGCUGUUCUACAUCAAAACCGGCGUCAACUCGCUCCUCCGCUUCCCCCGCCUCCUCAAGUACAUGGCCUUCUUCGAGUUUAACGACCGCCUGGAGGCCAUCUUGAGCAAGGCCUAUAUCUACAGAGUCAUCCGCACCACCACCUACCUGCUGUACUCUCUGCACUGUAACGCCUGUCUCUUCUACUGGGGGUCGGACUACCAGGGUCUGGGCUCCACUAAGUGGGUGUACGACGGACUGGGAAACAGUUACAUCCGCUGCUACUACUUCGCCGUUAAAACCCUGAUCACCAUCGGGGGGCUGCCCGACCCCACCACGCUCUUCGAGAUCAUCUUCCAGCUGGUCAACUACUUUGUGGGAGUCUUCGCUUUCUCCAUUAUGAUUGGUCAGAUGAGAGACGUGGUGGGCGCGGCCACCGCGGGACAGACCUACUACCGCGCCUGCAUGGACAACACCGUCAAGUACAUGACCUCCUACCGCAUCCCGCGGGACGUCCAGCACCGGGUCAAGACCUGGUACGACUACACCUGGCAGUCCCAGGGCAUGCUGGAUGAGCAGGAGCUGCUCAUGCAGUUGCCGGAUAAGAUGCGGCUGGACAUCGCUGUGGAUGUGAAUUACUCCAUCGUCAGUAAAGUCGCUCUUUUCCAGGGCUGUGACAGGCAGAUGAUCUUUGACAUGCUGAAGAGGCUCAGGUCUGUGGUCUACCUCCCAGGCGACUACGUCUGCAAAAAGGGGGAGAUUGGCCGGGAGAUGUACAUCAUUAAGGCGGGGGAGGUGCAGGUGGUGGGCGGGCCCGACGGGAAGACAGUGUUCGUCACGCUGAGGGCGGGGUCUGUGUUCGGGGAAAUCAGCUUGCUGGCGGUGGGCGGCGGGAAUCGGCGGACGGCCAACGUGGUGGCGCACGGCUUCGCCAACCUCUUCAUCCUGGACAAGAAGGACCUGGCGGAGAUCCUGGUCCACUACCCCGAGUCCCAGAAGCUGCUGCGCAAGAAGGCCAAGAAAAUGCUGACUAAGGACAAGAAGCCGGCAGGUGACAAGGGCGAGGGGAAGGAGGGCGCCCAGGUGAUCCCCCCACGGCCCGAGACCCCCAAACUGUUCAAAGCUGCUCUGGAGAUGACCCAGAAGUCCGGCCUGAAGGGAACCCUCUCCCUGCUGAAGAAGACCUACAAGACCAGCGCCAGGCCCUCCAGCUCCUCCCCCACCCCCGGCGGCCCGGCGGAGGACGAGGACGACGUGGUGGCGGAGAGCAAGGACGGCUCGGCGCUGAUCCGGCUGUCGCCCGCGCCGCAGGGAGAGGACGUCCUGUCCGUGGAGCUGCAGCCGGGGGAGGGAGGCGCGGAGGGCGGGGAGGAGCCCGGGCAGCAGCAGCAGGAGGAGGAGAAGGAGGAGAAGAAGAAAGGGGAGCCCAAGGAGUAGCCUGGGUGGCCGGGGUAAGAAGGCCCACGGCGUGAGAAUCCGCCGCCCUUCCCUCUCGUCCCGGAACAGGACGUCUUGAUCUCUUGCGCUUAGGAGCCCCGAAAAGGCCACGCCCGGUCCACGCCCUCGCCCCGCCCGCUCACGGCCCCUGGGGAGCGGCGCCUGCUUCCAGGCUGAGUCAGCCACCCGGAGUAACCACGGAAACCGCACAGCCGCCAUCGCGCACCCUGCUCUCCCCUCGCUCUCUCGCCAGGAAAACGAUCGAGCGAAGACGCGCGCUGUGGAAAAGUCUAUUUUUCGAUCCCCUCUCUGACCCCUGGGGGACGCCAAUACCUAUAAUUUCUGUUUUUUUUUAUUUUCCUUUUGUUUUGUGAUUGAAACCCGAGCGGUGUUUUAGGUCCUUCCCGGGGUAUCACAGCGACUGAGGGCGUCCGCCGUCCCAUAGCUGGACCCCCCGGGGACGGGCCCUUAAACCUGCGUGGGGACGGGAUAUCUCCAGGUCUGCUCUGCUGAAACUGUUUUACACACAACCGGUCCCAAGGACCUGCCAAAACACAGCUUAAACCCCCUCCACCCGUCACUUGCCCCCCCAUACAGGCGCUGUCCCUCUGCCUAGUAACAGUGCUCUCAUUGGCUCCUGUAGGACCCAGGAGCCACAUAAUAAAUUUCUGUGCUUAGUUUUUUUUUAGUUUUUUUUUUACUGAACUUUGA
Molecule: messenger RNA, 6243 nt
Organism: Anguilla anguilla (European eel)
Lineage: Eukaryota; Metazoa; Chordata; Actinopteri; Anguilliformes; Anguillidae
Product: cyclic nucleotide-gated cation channel beta-1-like
Exons: 39
Coding region: 457-5532 (1691 amino acids)
Biological process (GO): monoatomic cation transmembrane transport; retina homeostasis
Cellular component (GO): photoreceptor outer segment; intracellular cyclic nucleotide activated cation channel complex; plasma membrane
Molecular function (GO): intracellularly cGMP-activated cation channel activity; intracellularly cAMP-activated cation channel activity; cGMP binding
Source: RefSeq, a predicted model, not a curated record